Molecule: messenger RNA, 824 nt
Organism: Pseudocercospora fijiensis CIRAD86
Lineage: Eukaryota; Fungi; Ascomycota; Dothideomycetes; Mycosphaerellales; Mycosphaerellaceae
Exons: 3
Coding region: 183-668 (161 amino acids)
Source: RefSeq, a predicted model, not a curated record
GCUUCGUCGCUCACUGGAAACUGACUUUCGUUCAUUCAUAUCUUCUCCUAUCCUCUUCAUCAUUCCCUUCUCCUCGGUCAAGAUGCAGUGGAUCACCAUCGUCGCCCUCUUCGCAGCCAGUGUGACUGCACUUCCCAAACAGGAAGAAAAUCAGGCAAAGGAUUGGUGCUGGUAUUGUGGUCAUGGCAUCAUUGAUGGAGCCAUCUUUGACCCAUACGUUUUCGACCCCUGGGCUCCAUUCUGCCCAAAUGUCUUCAACCCUUAUUGCCCCGAACCAGGACGUGCAAAACCAUUCUGUACGGACGGCGAUGUCAAUGGCUGUUACUUUGCUCGGUGUCGCUGUGCCGGCGCGGUUACUGGUGCUUGCGACCUGUUGCACCAUGACUACCCGAACAUCGUUUAUGACCCAUUUACGGGAUCGUGCAUGGACACGAACCAACGCGGCAUCGAGUACCAUGGCUUCGCCAACUACUGUGCCAGGGCAGGCGGUUUCGUCUCUGGAUGCCUUCCUUGAGCAGCAGGAUAUGAGCAAGAUGCCCGCGGUUACCUGUCACGCCGUCAGUCAGCCUUGGAUAGUGAGGCGGAUCGGCAGGUCGAUGAAAGACGUGAUUCUACAUCUGUCUUGGACACAAAAAGACGUCGGUUUUUUUAAGCGCCUGCUUCUGUAAAUAUCUUUGCCAGUGUAGUUGUAGUAGGGAAACCCGGCUUAGCGCAGGCAUAUGCGUAUCUUUCUUUCCUACUAUGCGACAUAUAGACAAGUAUGUAUACGACUAUAGACAACAAUAUAGCGGUAGAUAUAUACUAGAAUAACACCUAAUCCCGCU